GGGCUGCGGGGAGGAAUGGGAAUCUGCAGGUGUCCUAAGACAGGGGGCGCUGUUUCUAAAAUGAGUUCCUCAGAGGAGACCGAGACUGACGAUGGAACCCACGGCCCUGCGAGAAAGAGGGUUCAGAUAGAUAGAGCUGGGGCACCUGCACCCAGCUGUCUGUCUAUGAAGAGUGACCAUUCAAUACAUCAUCCAAUCAACUUCAGAGGACAGUUCACAGAUGAUCAAAGGGUUCAGGUAGAGAGGGCUGGGUCACCUGCACCCAGCUGUCUGUCUAUGAAGAGUGACCAUUCAAUGCAUCAUCCAAUCAACUUCAGAGGAGAGUUCACAGGUGAUCAAAGGAUCCACUGCUCACAGGCAUCCAACUGUCUUGUAGAGAGGAGUUCAGAGAAACUGUUCUCAACACAGCUGACCAGCAGCCCUGUGAAGCAGAAGGAUCUCACUGACUCACUGGAGAGAGAUGAGCAGCACAAUACAUCCAUAGAAAGAGCCCAGCAGGCAUUGAAAACUGCUCUGAAAAAGAAGUUUGAACACAUAUUUGAAGGUUCAGCAAAGCAGGGCAACUCAACCCUCCUCAAUGAGAUCUAUACAGAGCUCUACAUCACAGAGGGGGGAAGUGGGGGGGUCAAUGAUGAACACGAGGUCAGACAGAUUGAGACAGCAUCCAAGAGUCAAACCACACAUGAGACUGCAAUCCUCUGCAAUGACAUCUUUAAGCCUUCACCUGGACAAGAGAAACCCAUCAGAACUGUGCUUACAAAGGGCAUCGCUGGCAUUGGGAAAACAGUCUCUGUGCGAAAGUUCAUUCUGGACUGGGCAGAAGGAAAAGCCAAUCAGGACAUUGAUUUCAUCUUCACUCUUCCUUUCCGAGAUCUGAAUCUGAAAAAGGAGAGAGAAUUCAGCCUGAUGCAACUUCUGCAGCACUACUUUCCACAACUGAAAGAGAUCAAGAGUAUUGAAGGCGAUAAAGUGAAAAUUGUAUUUAUCUUUGAUGGUCUGGAUGAGUGUCGACUUCCUCUAGAUUUCCAAAGCAAUAAGAUCUGCUGUGAUAUAACAGAGUCAUCAUCAGUUGAUGUGCUGCUGACCAACCUCAUUCUGGGGAAUCUGCUUCCCUCUACUCGCCUCUGGAUCACCUCCCGACCAGCAGCAGCCAAUCAGGUCCCUCCUGAUUGCGUCCACCAGGUGACAGAGGUACGAGGGUUCAAUGACCCAGAGAAGGAGGAAUACUUUAGGAAGAGAAUCAGAGAUAAGAAAAAGGCUAGCAGAAUUAUCUCACACGUAAAGUCAUCCAGGAGUCUGCACAUCAUGUGUCACAUACCAGUCUUCUGCUGGAUUUCUGCCACUGUGCUGGAGACAAUGUUGGGUAAAGUAGGCAAUAGAAAAAUGCCCAAAACUCUGACUGAAAUGUACACACACUUUCUGCUCAUUCAAACUAAUGUGAAGAAUGAGAAGUAUCAUGGCACCGAUGUGACAAACCCAGAAAUCUCAGAGUCGGAUACAGAAAUCCUCCUGAAACUGGGGCAGCUGGCUUUUCUACAGCUGGAAAGGGGCAAUCUGAUAUUCUAUGAAGAGGACCUGAGAGAGAGUGGCAUUGAUGUCAGUGAAGCUUCAGUGUACUCUGGGGUGUGCACAGAGAUCUUUAAAGAGGAGUGUGGGUUUGGUGAGGAGAAGGUCUACUGCUUUGUGCAUCUGAGCAUUCAGGAGUAUCUGGCUGCCUUGUUUGUGUUUCAUUCAUGUGUGAAUGAGAACAGAAAUGUACUCAGAGCAGAAGAAUCAAAACCUCGCAGUGACGGAGUGCAGCUGUCUGAGUUACACAGGACUGCAGUGGAUCAGGCCUUAGCGAGUAAGAAUGGACACCUGGACCUUUUCCUCAGAUUCCUUCUAGGCCUCUCUCUGGACUCCAUUCAGACUCUCUUAGGAACACUGCUGAUGCAAACAGGAGGCAGAUCACCUGUACCAGACCCUCAGACAGGAAGCAGAUUACCAGUGCCAGACUCACAGACAGAGAGCAGUUCAAAGAGCAUUAGGGAAACAGUCCAGUACAUUAAGAAGAAGAUCAAAGAAGAAUCUUCAGCAGAAAGGACCAUCAAUCUGUUCCACUGUCUCAAUGAACUGAAUAAAAACACUCCAGUAGCAGAAAUAAAGAAGUUCCAGAGAUCAGGAAAACUCUCUAAUGAAAAGCUGGAACCACACCAAUGUUCAGCUCUGGCCUUUAUGUUACUGAUGACAGAGGAGAUCCUGGAUGAGUUUGACUUGAAGACCUACAACACAUCAGCAGCAGGUUAUGAGAGACUGCUACCAGUACUCAGGAACUGCAGGAAGGCCAUACUGAACAGUUGUUACCUCACUGAGAAGUCCUGUGAAAUUGUGGCCUCUGCUCUUCAGUCAUCAAACUCACCCCUGAGAGAUCUGGACCUCAGCUACAAUAACGUGGGAGAUUCAGGAGUGAAGCUGCUCUGUGCUGGACUGAUGAGUCCAGACUGUAAACUACAGACACUGGGGCUGGGUUGGUGUAAUCUCACAGAGGGCUGCUGUGAUGUUCUGGCCUUAGUCCUGCGUUCUCCUCACUCAGAGCUGAGAGAUCUGGAGCUCAGAGACAAUGAGUUGCAGGAUUCAGGAAUGAGAGCUCUCUCUGCUGGACUGGAGGACCCACACUGUGAACUGCAGAGACUGGGGCUGUCAGGCUGUAGAGUCACACAGAGAGGCUGUGAUUCUCUGGCUUCAGCU
Messenger RNA from Anguilla anguilla (European eel), 2727 nucleotides. Its product is annotated as protein NLRC3-like. The record is from RefSeq and is a predicted model, not a curated record. NCBI's taxonomy places the organism in Eukaryota, Metazoa, Chordata, Actinopteri, Anguilliformes, Anguillidae. Gene Ontology annotation, molecular function: protein binding. The annotation marks the transcript as partial. The transcript has 10 exons.